This is a messenger RNA of Symbiodinium sp. CCMP2592, 813 nucleotides long. NCBI's taxonomy places the organism in Eukaryota, Dinophyceae, Suessiales, Symbiodiniaceae. The record is from the annotation of a GenBank genome assembly.
AUGCUGGCGCAGAGCAUUGGAGUCAUAAUGCUUUGGCUAGCUGGGUGGUCACUGGCAGACGUUGCUAGCAACUUGGAAGCGAUCUUCAACAACAAUGGCACUUUGAAGACAAAAGAGGAGGCCAAGAACGCAGGAGUGCCACCCAAGUUCUAUGUGGACUACAGUCUCAUUGUAGUAAGCCUCAGGAUGUCUUUUGAGCCGACAGUCCAUGUGCAAGGCAUUGGCGUUGUCCGCUCUCUGCAUGGCCUGAGCAGCGGCGUGUCAGGCCAUGCUGCUACGACCAGCUUAUCGUACAUCCUGGUGCUUGGCAGAGCGGAGGAAAAGUCCAAAGAGCUUGGAAUGCUUGGACUGCUAACCAAGAAAAUGAUCACAUUGGCGUUUGUGGCACCGGGCAUCCCCAUCAAGCCCGGUACUGAGUCUUUAGUGGCAACCAUUGACCGCCUCGUCUUCUGUGGUUUCCAUCUAUCGGUGUGGAAGGAGGCUGAAGAUUAUCUCGGUGAGAAGCUUCAGUAUGCAAAUGUAACUGGAGCUCUAGCAGGCACUCCAGCGCUUUUUCCAUCUCACGAGGCAGAUCGUGCGGUGAAUGGGACAGAGUAUGAGAUGGCUCACCAAGUGAGCUUCGUGCUCAAGAAAAAGGACGUUGAUACGAAGAGCGUGCAUCUUAAGCUUACCAGCAAGGAGAUAGAUGAGAAAUUGCAGCUCCCGAUUCUGGAGAACCUGUCACCGGAUCUGCUUACGCCGCUCCAGCUCAAGCUGAAAGACGGCACGAUGAUCAUUUGCCGCUUGCGGCUGAUGUCUCUGGACGAGCGGUGA